Molecule: messenger RNA, 1103 nt
Organism: Trichoplusia ni (cabbage looper)
Lineage: Eukaryota; Metazoa; Arthropoda; Insecta; Lepidoptera; Noctuidae
Exons: 1
Coding region: 312-1082 (256 amino acids)
Source: RefSeq, a predicted model, not a curated record
AGUACAAACUAUGUACGAACUGUUUAAGACAGGGUCACUCUGUCAAUGACUGUCGCUUAAGAAGUUGCCAGGAACCGGGUUGCACUGAGAAGCGUAACAGCUUGCUACAUCGGCCGCCAGCGUUAGUAGGUCAGCUCGUCUCCGUCGAGGAGCAGGGGGAGAUUGUAUCCGCUUAUUGUAACAAAAAUACUAAUCAAAUUAUAUUAUCAACUGCUGUAGUCGAGGCAUUGAAUCCACUUGAUGGGCAAAAGAUCAAGGUUCGUGCGCUUUUAGACUGCGGUAGUCAAUCAUCGUUUAUUACUGAAUCCCUUAUGGUCAGAUUAGCUUUAAAAUCUUUUCCCAUUGACACUCUAAAGGUCAUUGGCAUAGGAAACACGCCAAACAACAAGGUUAAUGAAAGCUGUAAUAUUAAACUACAGUCAAUCAAUAGUUCAUUUAAUAUUUCUUGUUCAUGUUUGGUUCUAAAGGAGCUGACGGGGCGAUUACCAAAGUUUCCCAUCGACAUCAGCUUAUUGCAGCUUCCUAAUAAUAUUGCGUUAGUUGACCCCAUGUUUUAUCAGCCAGCUUGUAUAGAUAUAUUUAUAGGUGCUGAUUUAUUUUGGGAUAUUUUAGGAAACGAACAAAUCUCAUUAGGAAUCAAUAAUCCAAAGCUGAGAAGUUCGCAAUUAGGUUGGAUAGUGUCCGGUCCCAUUCAAGCAGUGACUCCUGACAAAAGGGUGCACUGUAAUCAUAGUGUAAUUUCCAAUGAUAAUGAUAGUGUUGUCAAGCUUCUAACUAAAUUCUGGGAGCUGGAAGAAAUACCUGCCAAACCAAUAACCAAUGAAAACGAAUGUGAAAGACAUUUUCUCGCUCACACAACGAGAACUAAUACAGGCAGAUUUUGUGUGAAGUUGCCACUUAAGGAUAGCGCAGACUGCUUGGGCGAUACAUACAAGUUAGCUAAAAAACGCUUUAUAAAUUUGGAAAAGAGAUUAGGACGAAACCCCACGUUAAAAUCAGAAUACACUAAUUUUUUAAAGGAAAAUGUUUCGCCAGGUGCAGGGUGCAUGAGGAUGACAGAUUAUCUAAAUAAAUCUAAAUAACAAGGUAAUAGAAGUGCGAAC